Messenger RNA from Folsomia candida, 3843 nucleotides. Its product is annotated as alkaline ceramidase 3. NCBI's taxonomy places the organism in Eukaryota, Metazoa, Arthropoda, Collembola, Entomobryomorpha, Isotomidae. Gene Ontology annotation, biological process: ceramide metabolic process; phytosphingosine biosynthetic process. Bases 315 to 1115 code for a protein of 266 amino acids. Gene Ontology annotation, cellular component: endoplasmic reticulum membrane. The transcript has 13 exons. The record is from RefSeq and is a predicted model, not a curated record.
GGGAGUUUGAGUCGGUCGGAGGAGGACGACAAAAGCUGCACCUCUGCAUGCCAUGCUAUUUCACUCUCACUCACUCCAAGUCGGAUCGGGUCAGGUGAAAGUAGCUGGUGAAAGUGAGUGGAGGAAACCUGCUGGUCUCAUCAAUUUCCAGACUUUGGCGAGAUUUUGAGGGACAGCAUCACUCUCGUGUCGUGUCGCAGGCAUUUCUCGGGUUUUGAAAUCAAAGUCACACACGAGAAACUGAUAUCAGCUGAAGAGGAAGGGAAACUCGGAGAGAUUUGGUCACUAUAGUCGUCGUUACGAUAAGCCAGAUCAUGGCUCCGACACGCCCUGAACCAUUUUGGGGCACACCCACCUCUACCCUCGACUGGUGCGAGAUCAACUACGAAGUCAGCCCCUUCAUCGCGGAAUUUUGGAACACGCUAAGCAAUCUGGGAAUGAUCAUACCACCGCUGAUCGGAAUCUAUCAAAUUAUGCGACACGGUUUAGAGAGAAAAUUUGUUCUGACGAUGGCGUCCAUUAUGUUGGUCGGUGUGGGCUCGUGGGCCUUCCACAUGACGCUUAGGUACUCAAUGCAACUCCUCGACGAGCUCCCAAUGGUUUUGGGAAACACAGUGCUCAUCUACCAACUCUCAGAAAUUCGAAAGUCGGCAAAGCGAGAUAUAAAUUGGUCCAUGAUUGUCCUAUGUGCCGCAUAUUUCGUAAUCUUUUGUGGUCUCUAUUUGUCCCUGAAGAAUCCAGUGAUUCAUCAGGUCAUGUACGGUAUGGGAGUCCUAGUCGUGUUAUCCCUGGAUUUACGAUUGGUCAAUUUCAAUCAAUGCAGAACCUGCACCAAAUUACUGUCUGCUGGAUUUUUCCUGUACACAUUUGGUUUUGGAGUUUGGAACAUUGAUAACCAACUCUGUUCUCAGAUCACUGAACUCCGAAGUCAACUGCCAACAUCGCUUCGACCUUUGACCCAGCUGCACGCAUGGUGGCACCUUCUCGCGGGUUAUGCCACGUUUAUCCAUUCCUUAUUUAUCAUUCACGCACGCGGACACUUUUUCAAGCCGAGAGUCAAAAUCGUUCCAAAGUGGUUUGGCAUGUCGGUCGAACCGAAUUAUCGUGUUGACUGAUAUUUCGAAAAGACAGAGUCCACUUCAAAUCCUCCUACGUUUGAAACGUCAUGACAUUUUGCAUUGCUUAAUCAUCAUCAUGCCGAACAACAACGACGACUUAUAUGAAAUAUUGGAAUGAUGAACCACGAGCUAUUAUUAUCAUCACACAAGUUAGUACAAGGAAACAAACGCACUAUGUAUGUGUUAGAGGGUGAGAAAUAAAGUAAAGAAUGCUUAAGCUCUUCAAAUUCAGAUAAGUAAAUAUGAGAAAAGCCAUCAGAACUCAGAAUGGAGGUCUCCCAGCGUAUGCUCCCAGAUUUUGAGCAAAAUAGUGUCAAUUGGUCACAAAUUUAAUUAGUAUGAAAUUUGCGGAAGACACGACCUCCCAAUGGGCACGUUUGGCAGAGACAUUUGCAUCCGAAGAAGAGAAAAUGCUCAAUAUCCUUGGAAACAGUCCAGAAUACCAAGCUGGCUCAUACGCCUCCUUGCUAAAUACCUUCAAUGUAUUAGACUUUCGGGCCGGUUAAAAUUCUAGAUGCCCAUAGGGACUUAAUUAAUUGUUUACGGUAUUUGGGCUAGAAUUCAAAAUUUAGGCAUUUUUUACCUUCCUAUGCAUGACAAAACGUCGAAUGUCGAAAAAACUGAGUUUUUUAUAAAUAGGAAGGGCAGAAAUUCUUAAAUUUUGAAUUUUAGGCCAAUCGACCAACUCUAAAUGGGGCGGCCUUAGCAUGGCGAAAAACAGGUCAAAUAUCGAAAAAACUUGUUGUGUCAUGCAUAGGAAGGUAAAAAAUGCUUAAAUUUUGAAUUCUAGCCCAAAUACCGUUAAAACUAAAUUAAGUCCCUAUGGGCAUCUAGAAUUUUAACCGGCCCGAAAGUCUAAUACAUUGAAGGUAUGUAACAAGGAGGCGUAUGAGCCAGCUUGGUAUUCUGGACUGCUUGGAAAGUGCAAAAUUUGCCAACUUUUAGACGCAUUUUCUCCUCUUCAGAUGCAAAUGUCUCUGCCAAACGUGACCAUUGGGAAAUCGCGUCUUUUGCAAAUUUCAUAUUAAUUAAAUUUGCGAUCGAUUGGCAGUGCGAAUCGAGCAUACGCUCGGAGACCUCCAUUGUUUGUACUUCAAAGGGCGAUGCAAAAAAUGAAAGCACAAAAUGCGGAGCAAGUCGCAAACACCACUGUUUUGAUUCAGCUUAUUGAAAAAUUUCAUAAAAUUUCGUCGGCUCAACGAAUUUUAAUUUAAUGGAAAACUUUGGCAUUCUUUAUUGCUCACCCUCUAAAUAUAUGUGACACAUAACAUAUUCAAUAUCAUCAAAGAAUAAGGAUAAGAUCAAUCAAAGAAUUUGCAAUAUAGAAAACAAAAAAAUAACUAAAAUAACUCGAUUCAUAUCGAAAAUGGCAAUAAUACUUAAAUCGAAAAUUAUACUGUAGAAUCAUUUAAAAUUGUCCGUUUUGACGACAAUUUUUGCGUGUAUCGAGUUAGCAGCUCUGGCAAAUACUUACACAACUAUGAAUUAAUUAAUGACGCUUCUCUAGAUGCAUACACUAGUUUUGUAGGCAGAAAUUUAUAAAGAUAAAGUGAUAAAUUAAAUAAGUUAGUUUUAAGGAAUUUUAGAAUUAUGCAAAAUAUACGUAUAAAUAACCAUUCAUCAUAUCCGUGUCAUAACGUAAUUCACUGUCCAACGUACAUAAAUUGUCGGGUUGUAUAAAUCCACACCCACAAAGUGAGAGUAUAAUUGUGAUGAUCAUUAAAGUAUUACUACUUAGAUAAGUAUAAAAUGAUAAGGUAAAUUUAAGAAUUGUUUUCCCGUUUUAAGUUCGCAUUUUGAUUAAGUAUACUUAAAUUUAAGUAAAAAAAACUGUUGCAUUUGUCUAAUGUUAACGGGGAGAGCUCAAAAUAAUGACAUUCAGUAGUCGCAUUAAAAACCUAAUGACGAUUUGCUAAGGCCAAUAAAUGUUUGGACUGGGUAAAGUAAGUCGUAUACAAACUAAAUAUUUGUAACCACCGAUAAGACUAGAUAAGCACGCUAGCUUUAACAUUUUCCACUUAAAAUGUGUACAUAUGUCGCAUACAUAUUUAUUAUUCUGACAAUAGUGGAUGCCAAAUCGAGGUGUUUUUGUACGUACGCCAUUAUUAUUUGCGUAGGUAAUACAUAUAAUUGUUUGUUCAUAAAAAUGUUCUAGUCUAAUUUUUACCGUUCAAUGUUUGUUUAUUUGUUAAUGUCGGGGUCGACCUGACUCAUCGCUAAAAGCACAUUUUUUGGGAAUUUAUUUUAAAAUUCUGGACGACAAAUUUGUAGAGCAGGUCGUUCCCAAUCUUUUAAGAAUAUACACUCCAGAUUUUGACACUUUUUGAAGGAGGAGAUCUCAAGCUUAAGAAGCCUUCAGAAAAAUUGGAACUCGUCGAAACUAGCUUAAAAAACUCACAGCCAUUUCAUUAAUCAACUUACUGACUAAAAAUUUGUCGUCCAGAAUUUUAAAAUAGAUUUCCAGAAAUGAUUAAAAAUGUGUGGAUUUUGGUGAAGAGUCACCGAGUCCUACGUUAAAAAGCGAAAUGUAGAAUGACCACGAAAUGAAAUGUGUUUGUUGCAGGGUAUUUCAAAGAACAAUCCAUCAAAGGUAUAAAUACAUCUCAGAACUCAAUAUCAAAAAAAUCAAACCAUGUUGUACGAAUACAAAGACAGUUUUUAAAGAAAAUUUCGGUUUUAUAAUACAUACGUUUGUUACAGUAAUAAAAUAAUGCUGAUGAGUUUA